Brassica rapa (field mustard) is the source of this 1067-nucleotide messenger RNA. RefSeq names its product serine/arginine-rich splicing factor SR45a. Gene Ontology annotation, molecular function: RNA binding. NCBI's taxonomy places the organism in Eukaryota, Viridiplantae, Streptophyta, Magnoliopsida, Brassicales, Brassicaceae. The record is from RefSeq and is a predicted model, not a curated record.
UACUACUAAUGUAAUAUAAAAAAUUUAAGAAUAAUAAUGAAUCUGAGAGACAAGGAAAGGAACUGGAGCUAACAGUAAAAACCCUAAUUAUCUCAAUCUCGAUCGCAACCUGAGACUUGUCUAGCAAUGGCUGAUUCUCGUCACGAAGAAAGAGAUUCACGGUCUCCUUCACCACGGAAACAACGGUCCCUUUCCAGGUCCAGGUCCAGGUCUAGGUCUAGAUCCGUGCCGAGGGCUAGGUCUAGGUCUAGGUCUAGAUCUUUGCCAAGGCCUAUAUCUCCAUCAAGAAACCGUGGAAGGAGGUCUGAAGUUGAAAACCCUGGUACCACUCUAUAUGUGACUGGCCUAUCCACAAGAGUCACUGACAAGGAUCUUGAAUCACAUUUCUCCAAGGAAGGCAAGGUAGCGUCUUGCUUUCUUGUAAUGGAGCCGCGCACUCGUGAGUCUCGUGGUUUUGCCUUUGUUACUAUGGAUACCGUCAAAGACGCUGACCGUUGCAUCAAGUAUCUCAACCAGUCUGUUCUAGAAGGCCGUUACAUCACUGUCGAAAGGUCCCGAAGAAAGCGCCCCCGAACUCCCACCCCUGGCCACUAUCUUGGCCUGAAAAGCUCCAGAGACAAUGACCGAGAUGGCCGUAGCAGUCGAGGGAGGCACAGUGAUCGUGAUAGUUACGGACACCGUAGGUCACCAAGACGCGACUAUUCACCUCGUGGUGGUGGAAGGAGGUCACCACCAAGACGUGAGUAUUCGCCUCGUGGUGGUGGAAGAAGUUCUAGAAGAGAUAGGUCUUACUCUCCUUAUGGAAGAAGCCCAGAGAGAAGGUCCGAGAGAAGGUAUUAACCCCGUCCGUGGUGGCUCGAGAUGACCUGUGUGUGUAGCUCUCUCUCUUAACAAAGUAAUCCAAAAAACUUCGUUGUUGGUUUAGGUUGUGUGAUUGUUCAUCAUCUUUGAAUUAUUACAGAGAUUCUAUUGUGUGACAAGUAUGGUUUUAUGUGCCUUUUCUCUUUAUGUAUGGCUGCAGAACACAGUGAGUGAAACUUACAAUGUAAUAUUUUUUCUAGGCUACU